Molecule: messenger RNA, 1589 nt
Organism: Lolium rigidum
Lineage: Eukaryota; Viridiplantae; Streptophyta; Magnoliopsida; Poales; Poaceae
Product: zinc finger CCCH domain-containing protein 11
Exons: 8
Coding region: 150-1256 (368 amino acids)
Biological process (GO): cytoplasmic translation
Cellular component (GO): cytosol
Molecular function (GO): mRNA binding; metal ion binding
Source: RefSeq, a predicted model, not a curated record
UUUCCUCCUCGCCUCCGCCUCCACCUCCGCCUCCUUCCUCCUCCCAGCUCCAAACCCAGGAAACCCUCCGCUCCCCUCCCCGCGCGGCGCCCUCUUCCCGCCGCCCAAAUCCCCACCGGAGCCCUAGCUCGAAGAAGUAGCAGCGCAGGAUGCCGCCGAAGAAGGCGCCGGCGAAGGCGGACCUGGCCAAGAAGCAGAAGGUCGUGGAGGACAAGACGUUCGGGCUCAAGAACAAGAACAAGAGCAAGGCCGUCCAGAAGUACGUCCAGCAAAUCAGCCAGUCCGGCCAGGUCAAGCCCGACGCAGCCAAGACCGCCGCCAAGAAGAAGAAGGAGGAGGAGAAGGCGCGCGAGAAGGAGCUCAACGAUCUGUUUAAGGUCGCCGUCAGCCAGCCCAAGGUCCCCGUUGGUGUCGACCCCAAGUCGAUACUUUGUGAGUUCUUCAAGGCUGGACAAUGCGUGAAGGGUUUUAAGUGUAAGUUCUCACAUGACCUGAAUGUCCAGAGGAAGGGUGAGAAGAUUGAUAUAUACAGUGACAAGCGCGAUGGAGAGGAAGAUACGAUGGAUGACUGGGAUCAGGAGACCCUUGAGAAGGUUAUCCAGUCAAAAAAUGCAGAGUACCAGCAGAACAAACCUACUGAUAUUGUUUGCAAGCACUUCCUUGAUGCUGUGGAGAAGAAACAGUACGGGUGGUUUUGGGUUUGCCCAAAUGGUGGCAAAGAGUGUCGCUACAGGCACGCCCUUCCGCCUGGCUAUGUACUUAAGUCCCAGAUGAAGGCCUUACUAGAGGAAGAGAGUCAGAAGGUCGCAAUUGAAGAUGAGAUCGAAGAUCAGCGCAAAAAGGUUCAAACCACGACCCCUAUGACUACAGAAUUGUUUAUGGAAUGGAAGAGGAGAAAGGCAGAAGAAAAAGAAGCUGGACUGGCUGCCUUGAGGGCAGAUAGGGCUAAGAAUGAUCGUAUGAGUGGUCGCGAGUUGUUCAUGGCCGAUGCAAGUGUGUUUAUUGAUGAUGCUGAAGCAUAUGAAGUUUAUGAAAGACGUGAAGAGCCGCAAGCUAGUCAAGAACAGGGCAAGAAAAGUCAGGAUGAGGGUCCAAGCUCAUCAACCUCUAAUGGCAAGGAGGGCGAUGAGGAGCUAGAUGAUGAAGAUAUGGAUGACGAUGAUGACCUAGACCUUGAUGAAUUAAAUGAACUGGAAGCAAGCCUGUCGAGAACUUCCAUUCAAAUUCGAGAACCAGGCGAGGGGACAUCAUCUUGAACAGGGAAGUAGCAUGGAUGGUCAUAUUGAGAAGUCAGCGCUCCAUUUUUGCGCUCCAGAUCGACCUAGUUGCUUUAGGAACACAAGGGUGGAGCAUAGAUGCAAGAGGACCCUAGUUUUAAGAGACUAUAUGAUCAUCAUCAGUUUUUGAGGGAGCAAUAUGAUUAAUUGGUGAUGCCUAGCAGUGUUAUGACCAGAUGACAAUCGAUAUUUCCUGUGUUGCCCAGUUGUGUUGUUGUCUUUGCAGGAGUUAUUUUGCUACUUGUGAAUAACAGCACCAAAGUUUUUUCUUGCCUUGCGCAAACCUAAAAGAUAAACUUUGUUGCGAACCUA